AUGAAGAAAGUGUUAGUACUCGGGCGAGCUGGAAUUGGAAAAUCAACGUUUUGCCAAUACGUUACUUACCGAUGGGCAAAAGGCGAACUUUGGCCACAAUAUAAGCUGAUUAUUUUGAUUCACUUACGAAAUUUGACAGAAUAUAACUAUCCAUCUGGAAAGAAAUACUUACCAUUUGAUCUGGUGAAGGAAGAAUAUUUCCCUUUUCAUAAUUUAUCACAAAUAGAUCCAUCGGUCUUCGAAGAACAUUUCGAAAAAUGUCAGAUUCUUUGGAUACUCGAUGGUUAUGAUGAGUUUGCUCAAAACCCUCUAGAACACUUAAAGAAGCUAUUCGAUUAUAUACUUGACACACAACAUCAUAUAUUGACAUCACGUCCUUACGCGAUUACACUAUCUUACAAUGUCAAAAUGGAAAUGACAGGAUUCACAAAUGAUAAUAUUGUUAAGUAUAUCGAGCAGUUCUUUGAGCAAAUGAAAGAUGACAUGGAAGAUGCUUCGAUCAAAGGGCAAAAUCUUCUAACACUCCUUAAGUCUAAUUCAAGUAUUUGGGGUGUUGCUCAUAUACCAGUAAAUCUUGAAUUGAUAUGUAGUCUUUGGAGUGAUCAUGAUUGGUCAAAAACGAAAGCGUUGACUAUCACAGCAUUGUAUGACAGCAUAAUAGAAUGGUUAUGUCGCCGGCAUCUAUCAAGAAAAAAUAUUAAACAUGAACGAAAGAGAAAGAAAGCUCUUUAUGAGCUGUGCGAGGCCGAGUUGCAAUUCUUAGAAGUUUUAGCUUUCAAAGCAAUGGAAAGCAAUCAAAUUAUUUUACCACCCACACUUCUUGAAGAAACAGAAAAGGAAACCCACUACAAUUUAGACGAACAACCAGAAUUAUUGAACAUUGGAAUUCUUAAGUCUUAUGGCGACAACUCCACCAGCAAUCAAGUAACACCUGAACAGCAACAUUAUUUUGUUCAUCUUAGUUUUCAGGAACACUUUGCAGCACGUCACUUGCUUAAAACACUCAAUAGUUCCAAUAAACAAAAAGCAAUAAAUUUUAUAAAUAAUCAUAAAUACAACCAACGUUUCCUCUUAGUCUUUAUUUUUGCUUCUGGCCUUCUUGCACAAUCCGACUAUGCAUCAUUGAUCGACAGAUUUUGGUCCACCAUGCACGGAGAACCCAUAGAUAUUAUCGGCCUAAAACACAUCAAACUUAUCAUUGAAUGUUUCGAAGAGCUCGCUAAUCAAACAGUGUUUCCCCAAAGACCAAGCCUUCUCCGAAUCAUAGCGCAGUGGUUGGAUAUAUGCACCAAGUCCCAUGUAUCCGCAAUCACAAAAAAUCUCAUGGAAUCGAUCUCACGUGCAACCUCUUUAGGAAACACAGCGAUAAUACAAAAGGCCCUCGUUCACCUCUUGCAAAGUGAAAAUGAACAAACUCAAAACUCUGCACUACAAAUUAUAUCCAAUUUCACCAUCAUUGAGCCCCCACCUCAUUUUUUAUCGGCAAUUCUGGCUCUCCUUCGACCCGACAACUCACGUGACCUCAAAGAACGUGCCUGUAACCUACUUGGAAAGAUUGCUGAAAAAGCAGUAACGGAUGAGGUCAUUACUGCUCUCAUCAAUGCACUUCAAAAUCAACAUUCCUGGAUUAGGAAGAAAGCAUGUGAAGCUCUUGGAAAGAUUGGUGAAAAAGCAGCAACGACUGAGGCCAUUACUGCUCUCCUCAAUGCACUUCAGGAUCAAGACGAAUGGGUCAUAUGCGAAGCCAAUGAAGCUCUUCAAAAGAUUGUAGGAAAAGCAGCAACGAAUGAGGUCAUUACUGCUCUCCGCAAUGCACUUCAACAUGAACUCUCAGAAGUCAGGGGGAGCGCCUGUGAAGCUCUUGGAAACAUUGGUGAAAAAGCAGCGACGAAUGAGGUUGUUACUGCUCUCCUAAAUGCACUUCAAGAUAAAGCUUCCUGGAUUAGGACGAAAGCAUGUGAAGCCCUAGGAAAGAUUGGUGAGAAAGCAGCAACGAAUGAGGUCAUUACUGCUCUCCGCAAUGCACUUCGAGAUCAAGACUAUCGUGUCAGAUCGGGAGCCUGUGAUUUUCUCGGAAACAUUGGUGAAAAAGCAGCAACGAAUGAGGUUGUUACUGCUCUCCUCAAUGCACUUCGAGAUCAAGACUAUCAUGUCAGAUCGGGAGCCUGUGAAGCUCUUGGAAAGAUUGGUGAAAAAGCAGCAACGAAUGAGGCUAUUACUGCUCUCCUCAAUGCACUUCAAGAUCAAUACUCAAGUGUCAUAGAGCGAGCCGGUGAAGCUCUUCAAAAUAUUGUUAGAAAAGCAGCAACGAAUAAGGUCAUUAGUGCUCUCCUCAAUGCACUUCGAGAUCAAGAUUCGUGGAUCAGGGGCAAAGCAUCAGAAGCUCUUGGAGAGAUUCGUGAAAAAGCAGCAACGAAUGAGGUCAUUAGUGCUCUGCUCAAUGCACUUCAAGAUCAAGACUGGAGAGUCAGAACAGGAGCCUGUAAAGCUCUUGGAGAGAUUGGUGAAAAAGCAGCAACGAAUGAGGUCAUCUGUGCUCUGCUCAAUGCACUUCGAGAUCAAGACUAUCAUGUCAGAUCGGGAGCCUGUGAAGUUCUUGGAAAGGUUGGUGAAAAAGCAGCAACGAAUGAGGUGAUUACUGCUCUCCGCAAUGCACUUCAAGAUCAAGAUUCGAAUGUCAUAUGGCGAGCCGGUGAAGCUCUUCAAAAUAUUGUUGGAAAAGCAGCAACGAAUGAGGUCAUUAGUGCUCUCCUCAAUGCACUUCGAGAUCAAGACUAUCAUGUCAGAUGGGUAGCCCAUAAAGCUCUUCGAGAGGUUGGUGAAAAAGCAGCAAAGAAUGAGGUCAUUAGUGCUCUGCUCAAUGCACUUCAAGAUCAAGACUGGAGAGUCAGAACGGGAGCCUGUAAAGCUCUUGGAGAGAUUGGUGAAAAAGCAGCAACGAAUGAGGUCAUUUGUGCUCUGCUCAAUGCACUUCGAGAUCAACACUCGAAUGUCAGAUCGGGAGCCUGUGGAGGUCUUCGAAAGAUUGUUGGAAAAGCAGCAACGAAUGAGGUCAUUAGUGCUCUCCUCAAUGCACUUCAAGAUGAACUCUAUGAAGUCAGGGAGAGAGCCUGUGAAGCUCUUGGAAAGAUUAGUGAAAACGUAGCAACGAAUGGGGUCAUUACUGCUCUCCUCAAUGCACGUCACGAUCAAGAAUCGUCUGUCCAGUAUAAAGCCUAUGCAGCUCUUAGAGAGAUUGAUGAAAAAGCAGCUGCGAAUGACGUCAUUAGUGGUCUCGUCAAUGCACUUCAAGAUCAAGACGAGUGGGUCAGAACGGAUGCCUGUGAAGCUCUUGGAAAGAUUGUCGGAAAAGCAGCAACGAAUGAUGUCAUCAGUGCUCUGCUCAAUGCACUUCGAGAUGAACACUCGAGUGUCCGAUAUGGGGCCUGUGGAGGUCUUCGAAAGAUUGUUGGAAAAGCAGCAACGGAUGAGGUCAUUACUGCUCUCCUGAAUGCACUUCGAGAUGAAAGCUAUGAAGUCAGGGAGAGAGCCUGUGAAGCUCUUGGAAACAUUGGUGAAAAAGCAGCAACGAUUGAGGUCGUUACUGCUCUCCUGAAUGCACUUCAAGAUGAAAGCUAUGAAGUCACGAAGAGAGCCUGUGAAGCUCUUCAAAAUAUUGUUGGAAAAGCAGCAACGAAUGAGGUCAUUACUGCUCUCCGCAAUGCACUUCGAAAUCAAGACUAUCGUGUCAGAUCGGGAGCCUGUGAUGCUCUUGGAAACAUUGGUGAAAAAGCAGCAACGAAUGAGGUUGUUACUGCUCUCCUCAAUGCACCUCGAGGUCAAGUUUCGUGGAUCAAGAGGAAUGCAUCUCAAGCUCUUGGAAAGAUUGGUGAAAGAGCAAAAAUGAGCAUAGUGAUUUGUAACGUGGUUACGGCGAUCAAUGAUGGAUGGAUGGAUAUGAAUGGCAUGGAAGAGAGAGAUUGUUUUGAACGAACGAUUUCUUCCUAUCUUGGUAUGAAGGAAUUAGAGACGGCGAUGAUUAAGAAACUGUAUUUAUGUGUUAUGCACAAGAAUGUUAGGCUGAACGAUAUUGCAUCAGAUCAUUUCAUGACGCUGUUCUUGGAAACAGAGAAUGUUGCUUGGGCCCCUUUUGUUGCAUAUGGUGCCCUGCUGCAAGGCAAUGCGAUUACUAUUACUGAAAAGAAUGGUAUACGUAUGUGCGAUAGUAAAGGUGUAUUGGAAUUUUCGAUUCGUCGACAUGAAUUAUUGGACAGUUUAGUAGAAGCUUGCCGUGAUCUGAAGAGCAGUUUGAUGGGUGGACUCUUAGUUGCUGUCGAACAAAGAGUAAUGCCAUGCUCUCAAUAUCGACCGAUGAAACUGUUUGAGAUUUGA
Molecule: messenger RNA, 4371 nt
Organism: Rotaria sp. Silwood2
Lineage: Eukaryota; Metazoa; Rotifera; Eurotatoria; Philodinida; Philodinidae
Source: the annotation of a GenBank genome assembly